Cannabis sativa is the source of this 1649-nucleotide messenger RNA. RefSeq names its product probable polygalacturonase At1g80170. Gene Ontology annotation, molecular function: polygalacturonase activity. Bases 209 to 1432 code for a protein of 407 amino acids. The record is from RefSeq and is a predicted model, not a curated record. Gene Ontology annotation, biological process: carbohydrate metabolic process. NCBI's taxonomy places the organism in Eukaryota, Viridiplantae, Streptophyta, Magnoliopsida, Rosales, Cannabaceae. The transcript has 11 exons.
GUUUUCCAUAGAAAAACCCAUGAAGGGGAGUUAAUGAAGGCCAGUUUAACAUUGUUAUCAUUACUUCAAAUUCCGAUAUAUAAUUUCAGUUACAACUAUAAUACACCUGCUUUAGAUUCAGUUAUCGAUUUCACCUGUGACCUGUGAGCAACCAACGGUUUCUGGGCACUUAGGUACUUUGGUACUAUCCCUGAAAGGACUGCCUACCAUGGGUGGCUCUGGCACUAUUGUUCUCAUUCUUGGUUUAGUUUCAGCUACAAUGUCUUGCUCCAACUCGUAUAAAAGCCUACACAUUUUCAAUGUAUUGGAUUAUGGAGCCCUGAGUAAUGGCAUAACAGAUGAUUCAAAAGCAUUUUUGAAGGCAUGGACUGCAGCUUGUGAUAACCCAAGAGCUGAAAAUCCAACAGUGGUCAUUCCAAACCGGAAUUUUCUGCUUAACCCAGUUGUGUUUAGAGGUCCAUGCCAAGCUAAGAACAUCAAUUUUCUGAUUCUAGGCAGGAUUUUGGCACCAACUUCAACUACAGCCUGGGAAGGGCUAAACCCAAGUCAAUGGUUGGCUUUUCAGGGCAUAACCGGGCUUAACAUCGCCGGUCCGGGUUGGAUUGAUGGCCGGGGUAGUGGUUGGUGGGAUCAGUCAUGCAAGUAUCAUCCUACCCUGGAAGGAUGCACAAAACUGGCCCCAACAGCAGUAAAGCUUGUAUCAUGCAAGAACAGCAGCCUCAGUGAUAUUCAUUUCAUCAAUAGCUCUCAAACCCAUGUGUUGAUAAUGCUUUGUGAUGGAAUAAAAAUCAGUGAUUUGACAAUUCAAGCUCCUUAUAACAGUCCCAAUACUGAUGGUAUCCAUGUUCAUGCCUCUCAGAAUCUGAUUAUCAACAACAUUGUAAUAGGAACCGGGGAUGAUUGUAUUUCUAUUGGGGACUAUACUUCUAAUGUACAAAUAUCCCAAAUUCAAUGUGGACCAGGUCAUGGAAUAAGCAUUGGAAGCCUAGGAAGAGGAGGAAACUCUGUGCAGGUAGAGAACAUUUAUGUGAGUAGAGUUUAUCUCAAUGGAACUACAAAUGGAGCUCGAAUCAAGACAUGGCAGGUUGGCAACGGUUAUGUCCGAGGGGCGAUUUUCGAGCAGUUCUACUGCACUUAUGUGAAAAACCCAAUUAUUAUUGAUCAAAACUAUUGCUUCAUCAGAGGUGCCUGUCAAGAACUGCAAAGAGGAGUUCAAAUAAGUAAUGUGUCAUUCAGUGACUUUUAUGGGACAGCAAGCACUGAUGUGGCUAUCAAUCUCAAUUGCAGUCGAACCAUUGCUUGUACUGGAAUUUUAUUGUCGAAAAUUCAGCUAAAGUCUGUCAAACCUGAACAUAACCUCACCUCUAUUUGCACCAAUGCUCAUGGUUAUAGCUUGGGAGGGGUUGCACCAAGUUCUUGUCUUCAAAGCUAACCUUUUAUCUUUCAACUCUUUGUGGCUUGUAUGAAAUUUAUUUCCAAGUGUUGUAAUAGCCUUGUUUGUUGUGUUUCUGUGAGUACAUUAAAGGAUGUGCACAAUAGAUCAUGGACUCAUUUGGCCUACUUGUAAUUCUACAGUUUAUCAAGUGUUGGGGUAGGAUAGCUUUGCUUUGAAGAAUAAUUUUGAGUAAUUUAUAUCAUUUUUUACAAAA